Papaver somniferum (opium poppy) is the source of this 2023-nucleotide messenger RNA. Its product is annotated as cytokinin dehydrogenase 7-like. The transcript is spliced from 5 exons. Gene Ontology annotation, biological process: cytokinin metabolic process. The coding region runs from base 131 to 1798 and encodes 555 amino acids. Lineage: Eukaryota; Viridiplantae; Streptophyta; Magnoliopsida; Ranunculales; Papaveraceae. The record is from RefSeq and is a predicted model, not a curated record. Gene Ontology annotation, molecular function: cytokinin dehydrogenase activity; FAD binding.
UCUCUUCUCUAUAUAAACUUCUCACAAACACUCAGAAACAAAGAAUUUGCAGAGAAAAUUAAAAAAGAAUCUCACCCAGAACCCAAUCUUCCAAUCCUCACCAAAAAAUAUAGAAUUGAAGGGAAAAAAAAUGAUAGCAUAUCUGGAGCAGUUUGUAUCAGAAUCAGAAAGCAACACAAAGUUACAAGAAGCUGAAGAAGAUGGAAACAACAACAACAAGAAGAUUGUAUUAUGCAGAGAAAUGGAGUUGCAAGGAAGUAUUGAUUUUGAUUGUAACAACAGUGCUAGCAGUAAUUUUUCUGAAGCUUGUAAAGAUUUCGGUGGUUUGAAUCAGAGUAGACCGUUAGGUGUUAUUAAACCAGUUGGUACAGAUGAUUUAGUUAGAGUUAUCAGAAGUGUUAUAUCAUCUUCAUCAUCAUCAUCAUCCUCUUCAAGUAAUAAUAAUUUGACUGUUGCUGUUAGAGGUAAUGGUCAUUCCAUUAAUGGUCAAGCCAUGACUGAUUCUAACGGUUUGGUUAUUUUGAUGAGAGAAAUCAAUCCUCAGAUUCAAAUUGUCACAAGAAAUCAUCAUAACAGUUGGAGUAAUGGUGGUUGUGGUAGUGGUGGUGGUGAUGUUUUUGUUGAUGUUGGUGGCGGGGUAUUAUGGGAAGAUGUUUUGUUACAUUGCUAUUACUCUGCUGGCCUUGCUCCAAGGUCAUGGACAGAUUAUUUAGGGUUAACAGUGGGAGGGACAUUAUCCAAUGCUGGUAUAAGCGGACAAGCGUUCCGAUACGGGCCACAAACAUCAAACGUAACGGAAUUAGAAGUCGUAACGGGGAAAGGAGAAAUCGUAACAUGUUCAGAAAACCAGAAUUCCGAGCUGUUUUUCAGUGUGUUGGGUGGUUUAGGCCAGUUUGGUAUCAUCACAAGAGCCAGAAUUCUACUCCAACCAGCACCACACAUGGUAAGAUGGAUAAGAAUGGUGUACAGCGAGUUCGACGAUUUCACAAAUGAUGCUGAGUUAUUAACAACUCGGGCUGAGUGUGACUCGUUCGAUUACAUUGAAGGGUUUGUGUUUGUCAACAGUGAUGACCCGGUCAACGGUUGGUCUUCAGUCCCAUUAAGUCCAAACAAAUUGUUUGACAAGAAUCGGAUACCCAAAACCGCCGGUCCGGUCCUUUACUGUCUUGAAGUGGCUCUGCAUUACAGAAACGGAGAUAAUGUCGACACUAUUGAUAAGGUUGCAAGUAAGAUGACUGGACGGCUGAGAUUUAUAAAGAAUCUACAAUUUGAAUUGGAUUUAAGCUAUGUUGAGUUUUUAUUACGUGUUAAGCAGCAAGAAGAAGAAGCUAAAGCUAAUGGUAUCUGGGAUAAUCCUCACCCUUGGUUGAAUCUAUUGAUAUCAAAGAAAGACAUAUCUGGUUUUAAUCAAACGGUGUUUAAGAAGAUACUGAAAGAUGGUAUUGGUGGGCCCAUGUUGAUUUAUCCCCUCUUGAAAACCAAGUGGGAUGCAAGGACAUCAGUUGUAUUACCAGAAGGAGAAAUAUUUUAUCUAGUGGCAUUAUUGAGAUUUCACCUGCCAAUGGGCCCAUCAGUACAAGAUAUGAUCACACAGAAUCAAGAGAUACUCCAGUGUUGUACUAAACAAGGAUUUGAUUUCAAGCUCUAUCUACCUCACUACCGUUCUGAUGAUCAGUGGAGAUCGCAUUUUGGUAAUCAAUGGUCAAGGUUUGUUGAAAGGAAAGCUAGGUUUGAUCCGAUGGCUAUUCUUGCUCCGGGGCAGAAGAUUUUCUCAAGGAAUAGUAAUCCGCUUUUGUAACGGGCUUUUGUUAUAGGACCGGCACGACUGAUCGAUGAUGACCGGACAGGCUCGGUUUGAAGAUGAUGAUGAAUGAUUGAAAGAAGAUCAGAAGAAUAUUAUUUUUGUUGCUUUUUGAUUAUUUUUCUUUUUUUUGCAUAUUUCAUGGACAUUGAUCUAUAAACAAUGUGGGACAAUGUAAAUGAAUAUUUUUAGUGGAAACCAAUUUUUUUAGUAGUUGCAUUA